AUGGGAAAGAGAUUUUUAUUUACUUCAGAAUCUGUUGGUGAAGGUCACCCUGAUAAGAUCUGUGAUCAAGUUUCAGACGCGAUUUUAGAUGCUUGUUUGCGUGAGGACCCACUUUCAAAGGUUGCAUGUGAAACUGCCGCAAAGACUGGUAUGAUCAUGGUUUUCGGUGAAAUCACCACUAGAGCUAACUUGGAUUACCAGAAAAUUGUUAGAGAUACCGUCAAGAAAAUCGGAUAUGAUUCAUCCGAAAAGGGGUUUGACUACAAGACGUGUAACGUGAUGGUUGCAAUUGAGCAGCAGUCUCCAGAUAUCGCCCAGGGGUUGCAUUACGAGAAGGCUCUUGAGGAGCUUGGAGCAGGUGACCAAGGUAUUAUGUUUGGUUAUGCUACCGAUGAGACUCCUGAAGGUUUGCCUUUGACUAUUCUAUUGGCUCAUAGAUUGAACAUGGCUAUGGCUGAUGCUCGUAGAGAUGGGUCUUUGCCAUGGUUGAGACCUGACACCAAGACUCAAGUUACCGUUGAGUACGAGGACGACAAUGGGCGCUGGAUUCCAAGACGUAUUGACACAAUUGUCGUUUCUGCCCAGCACUCAGAAGACAUCAGUACUCCGGAAUUGCAAAAACAGAUCCGCUCUGAGAUUGUCAACAAGGUGAUCCCAGCUGAGAUGUUGGACGAAAACACCAAAUACUACAUCCAACCAUCUGGAAGAUUCGUCAUUGGUGGUCCACAAGGUGACGCUGGUUUGACUGGUCGUAAGAUCAUCGUCGAUGCCUACGGUGGUGCUGCCUCUGUCGGUGGUGGUGCUUUCUCUGGUAAGGACUACUCCAAAGUUGACCGUUCUGCCGCUUACGCCGCCAGAUGGGUUGCUAAGUCUUUGCUUGCUGCCGGUCUCUGUAAGCGUGUCCAAGUAGAGUUCUCUUACGCCAUUGGUAUCGCUGAGCCAUUGUCCAUUAACGUCGAGACUUACGGUACUGGUUCCAAGAGCGACGAGGAAAUCCUUGAAAUCAUCAAGAACAAUUUCGACCUAAGACCAGGUGUCUUAGUCAAGGAAUUGGAUCUUGCAAAGCCAAUCUAUUUGCCAACGGCCUCAUAUGGCCACUUCACCAACCAAGAAUACUCUUGGGAAAAGCCAAAGAAGUUGAACUUUUAA
Eremothecium sinecaudum is the source of this 1149-nucleotide messenger RNA. Its product is annotated as methionine adenosyltransferase. Gene Ontology annotation, biological process: S-adenosylmethionine biosynthetic process. NCBI's taxonomy places the organism in Eukaryota, Fungi, Ascomycota, Saccharomycetes, Saccharomycetales, Saccharomycetaceae. The coding region runs from base 1 to 1149 and encodes 382 amino acids. The record is from RefSeq and is a predicted model, not a curated record. Gene Ontology annotation, cellular component: cytosol. The transcript has a single exon. Gene Ontology annotation, molecular function: methionine adenosyltransferase activity; ATP binding.